GAGUGAGUGUCUCACUUCUCAUUCAUCAACCACAUACACAUUUGCACUACCCACUUUUCCUCUGUUUAUUCUACUCCCCUUUUUUUCUCUCAAGUUCUAAGUUGUUCUCCCAUGGCACCCGGAAAUGUCAAAGCUAUAGGCAUUGACUUGGGAACAACCUAUAGCUGCGUGGCAGUGUGGCAACACAACCACGUCGAGGUCAUUCCCAAUGACCAAGGCAACCGCACAACCCCUUCCUACGUUGCCUUCACCGACACUCAAAGGUUGUUGGGUGACGCUGCCAUCAACCAGCGAUCCAUGAACCCACAAAACACCGUCUUUGACGCCAAACGUUUGAUAGGUCGCAGAUUCUCCGACCAAUCCGUCCAGCAAGACAUGAAGCUCUGGCCUUUUAAGGUUGUCCCUGGAAACAGAGACAAGCCCAUGAUUUCUGUCACAUACAAAGACGAAGAGAAACUCCUUGCAGCCGAAGAGAUAUCUUCCAUGGUGCUGUUUAAGAUGAAGGAGGUUGCUGAAGCCCAUUUGGGUCAUUUCAUAAAAGAUGCGGUGAUCACUGUCCCUGCUUACUUCAGCAACGCGCAGAGACAAGCCACCAAGGAUGCCGGGAAAAUCGCGGGUUUGAACGUGUUGAGGAUCAUCAACGAGCCAACCGCAGCUGCUAUUGCUUAUGGUUUGAACAAGAAAGGGUGGAGAGAAGGUGAGCAGAACGUGCUUGUGUUUGACCUCGGUGGUGGUACUUUUGAUGUUUCAUUGGUUACAAUUGAUGAAGGAAUGUUUAAGGUUAAGGCCACGGUGGGAGAUACCCAUUUGGGAGGUGUUGACUUUGAUAACAAAAUGGUUGACUAUCUUGUGAGUAUUUUCAAGAGGAGGUACAAGAAGGACAUUGGUGAAAAUCCCAAAGCUCUUGGAAGGUUGAGGUCAGCGUGUGAGAAAGCUAAGAGGAUACUCUCUUCAAGUUCUCAAACCACUAUUGAGCUUGAUUCUUUAUGUGGGGGGGUUGAUUUACAUGCAAAUUUUUCAAGGGCCUUGUUCGAGGAAUUGAACAAGGACUUGUUCAUGAAGUGUAUGGAGACGGUGGAGAAGUGCCUCAAGGAGGCAAGGAUUGCUAAAAGUCAAGUUCAUGAGUUUGUUCUUGUAGGAGGGUCUACUAGAAUUCCAAAGGUGCAGCAACUUUUGAAGGACAUGUUCAGUGUUAAUGGUAACAAGGAGCUUUGCAAAAGCAUCAACCCUGAUGAGGCCGUGGCGUAUGGUGCGGCGGUUCAGGCGGCGAUUUUGAGUGGCGAAGGAGACAAGAAGGUGGAGGAUUUGUUGCUGCUGGAUGUGAUGCCGCUUAGUCUUGGAAUUGAGACUGAUGGUGGUGAGAUGUCAGUGUUGAUUCCCAAGAACACCAUGAUCCCCACCAAGAGGGAGAGUGUUUUCUCCACGUUUUCUGAUAAUCAAACAAGCGUUUUGAUCAAAGUUUUCGAAGGGGAGCGAGCGAAGACAGAGGAUAACUUCCUUCUUGGGAAGUUUGAGCUUUCUGGUUUCACUCCAUCGCCAAGGGGAGUUCCACAGAUCAAUGUUGGGUUUGAUGUUGAUGUUGAUGGCAUUGUGGAAGUCACUGCUAGAGAUAGGAGCACGGGGCUGAAGAAGAAGAUCACGAUCAGCAACAAGCAUGGGAGGUUGAGUCCUGAAGAGAUGAGGAGAAUGGUGAGAGAUGCAGUGAGGUAUAAGGCAGAGGAUGAGGAGGUGAGGAACAAGGUGAGGAUAAAAAACUUGCUUGAGAAUUAUGCUUUUGAAAUGAGGGACAGAGUGAAGAACCUUGAGAAGGUUGUGGAGGAGACCAUAGAAUGGCUUGACAGAAACCAAUUGGCUGAAACUGAUGAGUUUGAGUACAAGAGGCAGGAGUUGGAAGAAAAGGUUUUGAAGUUUAUGUAAUGGUAAUUCUUGGUAGAACAAGUUUAAUGUUGAGUUGAGUCCGAAGCAAUGUAAAAUAGUUCCAGCUUCGUUACUCAAUCUAGCAGUCUGAGUGUUAUGACUGGUUUAUGCUUAUGCCUAAAAUCAGUAAAAUGUGAAAGUGCCUUGUAUGGAUGCAAGGAAUGUUGUGUUUAUUAAUUAUUACAGUACCUUUGUGAUAUGAUGGUGCUUAUGGAAUGGACUACUCAUAUUUCAUAAAUCAUAAUCCAUUACUGAUUAGUUUUCUAUGGACCA
Glycine soja is the source of this 2190-nucleotide messenger RNA. Its product is annotated as heat shock 70 kDa protein-like. Gene Ontology annotation, molecular function: ATP binding; heat shock protein binding; misfolded protein binding. Gene Ontology annotation, cellular component: cytoplasm. NCBI's taxonomy places the organism in Eukaryota, Viridiplantae, Streptophyta, Magnoliopsida, Fabales, Fabaceae. Gene Ontology annotation, biological process: cellular response to unfolded protein; protein refolding. The transcript has a single exon. Bases 112 to 1917 code for a protein of 601 amino acids. The record is from RefSeq and is a predicted model, not a curated record.